Molecule: messenger RNA, 1257 nt
Organism: Ichthyophthirius multifiliis
Lineage: Eukaryota; Ciliophora; Oligohymenophorea; Hymenostomatida
Exons: 4
Biological process (GO): protein phosphorylation
Cellular component (GO): protein kinase CK2 complex; cytosol; nucleus
Molecular function (GO): ATP binding; protein serine/threonine kinase activity
Source: RefSeq, a predicted model, not a curated record
AUGCCAAAAUAAUAUUCAAAUUAUGAAGAUUAUGAAAUCUAAUGGGGAUAGCAAGAUGAUUAUGAAGUAUUAAAAAAUAUUGGUAAAGGUAAAUAUUCCGAAGUAUUUGAAGGAAUAAAUGUAAUAAAUAAGUAAAAAGUUGUAAUCAAGAUAUUAAAACCUGUAAGAAUAAAUAAAAUAAAAAGGGAAAUAAAAAUACUUUAAAUGUUAAAAGGAGGUCCAAAUAUAAUAGAAUUAUUAGAUGUAGUUCGUGAUAAUUCAUCAUAAACUCCAUCUUUAAUAUUUGAAUAUAUCGAAAAUACUGAUUUUAAAUCUAUGUUCCCUAAAUUAACUGAUUUUGAUAUUAGACAUUAUUUAUAUGAAAUAUUAAAAUCUCUUGAAUUUUGCCACAGUAAAGGCAUUAUGCAUAGAGAUAUUAAACCCUAAAAUGUUAUUGUUAAUCCUAAAUUAUAAAUACUUAAAGUUAUUGAUUGGGGUUUAGCAGAGUUUUAUCAUCCUUAUUAAGAUUAUAAUGUCAGAGUUGCUUCUAGAUAUUUUAAAGGGCCUGAAUUACUUACUGAUAAUAUUUAUUAUGACUAUUCUUUAGACAUUUGGAGCACAGGAUGCUUAUUUGGAGCUAUGGUUUUAUAUAUAUAAUUAAAUACAAUUUUAUGUUUUUUUAAUAAUUGUUAGAUUUUUAUGAAAGAGCCACUUUUCUAAGGACAGGAUAAUCGUGAUUAAUUAGUUAAAAUUGCGAAAAUAUUGGGGACCGAAGAUUUAUUUUAAUAUGUUUAAAAAUACGAUUUAAAAUUAGACCCUUAUUAUAAAGCUUUGGGAAAGUAAAUAUAAUUAUAUAUUUAUUAAAUUAUUUUAAUAAUUCGCUUUUUUUUUUUUAGUUAACCUAAAAAAUAAUGGAGUAAUUUUAUCAAUUAAGAAAAUAAAUAAAAUUGUAAUGAAUUAGCACUUGAUUUGUUAUCAUAAAUGCUAAUUUAUGAUCAUGUAUAUUAUUUUUUAUUAUUUUCUUUUUUUAGUUUUAAUUAAAAGGCUUUAAGAAUAACACCUAAAGAUGCUAUGUAACAUCCUUAUUUUGAUUUAAUUCGAAAAUAAUAAAAUUAAUGAGAUAUAAAACAACUAUCUGCUGUAUAAUAUAAUAUUAUUUUUAUAACUUGUAAAAUUAAAAAAUGAAGAUUAAAAACUUAUAAAUAAACAAAGAAGAAUAUUUAUAUAAGACUCUUUAUAAAAAUUUUAAAUAAACUUUUUUGUCUAACAAAUUGAAAA